AUGUUCCGGGCCGCUGCCCUAGAUGAACAGGCGUCAAGUAUUAACAUCAGCCUAGGAACUGUGAAAAGGAAGCAAGGACUGUAUCCUCAGAAGUUUUGCCAAGAUAAAUGGAUUGGUUUCGAAAACAAAUGCUAUUAUUUCUCUGAAGAUGAGAAAGAUUGGAAUUUAAGUAGAAACCACUGUUCUGCUCAAAAAGCUGAUCUAACUAUGAUUGACACCCCGGAAGAAAUGCAUUUUCUUAGCCGCUACAAAUGCACUUCUGAUCACUGGAUUGGCCUGACGAUGACAGCAAACCGAGAAGGAAAAUGGAUAAAUGCAACCAAAUUUAACAAAUGGUUUACUGUGAGAGGGAAUGAAGAAUGUGCUUAUCUCAAUGGUGACGGUGUAGCGACAGCUAGAUGCUACACAGAAAGAAAAUGGAUUUGCAGGAAAAAUAUAUACUAA
Galeopterus variegatus (Sunda flying lemur) is the source of this 444-nucleotide messenger RNA. RefSeq names its product C-type lectin domain family 2, member B (gene CLEC2B). The record is from RefSeq and is a predicted model, not a curated record. Gene Ontology annotation, cellular component: external side of plasma membrane. The coding region runs from base 1 to 444 and encodes 147 amino acids. Lineage: Eukaryota; Metazoa; Chordata; Mammalia; Dermoptera; Cynocephalidae. The transcript is spliced from 4 exons.